Messenger RNA from Magallana angulata, 710 nucleotides. Its product is annotated as transcription factor HIVEP3-like. The transcript has a single exon. The record is from RefSeq and is a predicted model, not a curated record. The coding region runs from base 3 to 668 and encodes 221 amino acids. Lineage: Eukaryota; Metazoa; Mollusca; Bivalvia; Ostreida; Ostreidae.
CCAUGGCUAAUACCAAGUUAACUAAAGCGAAGCAACAGGAAGGAUGUCCUUUCUGUGACAAGCCAGUAAACGAGCCUUGGCAAGAUCAUGUUAUCUUAUGCUCAGGCCAAAAACACAAAUGUCUGACGUGUGGAGUUCGUUUUAAGAAGAACAGCUAUCUUCUAAAACACAUGAAGAGACACGCUCAACCAGCUACAGUAACGCCACCGGCGAAAAAGCAGAAGUUAAGUCCCUCUCAGUCUGCAGAGAAAGCUCCAGAAAGGAUCGAAUCCACGUUCACGACACCAGGUUUAGAAGAAGAUGACAGCCCAAGUGAAUGGGAAACGCAAGAUCCUGGCAACCUGGAAGAAGUUCUAUUGGGAUCGUGUAGUGGGACAGAUGAAGAGGAAGAGUCAAUGGCAAAAGAUGAAGACAAUGAUCUAGAAAUCGGAAGAAUAGUGAGGAAGAAAACUCAACCUGUCUUGUUCACUGGUCGCAGAUCCGAAGAAACCAAUCGAGAUCAGAAAGUUCGUAACGAAAAUAGCAAUCUGGGGCCAUCUACAAGGGAUGUAGCCGUGCAAACAGAACCAAUUUUGUAUGUACACACCACGAAGAAAGUAACAACCAAGUGGGAGAAUGGAGUGAAAGUAAAGGUGAUUGAGAAGAAAAAGAGCCUGAAUAUGGUGUAGACACAGUGGGUUUGUUGUACGAAAAUGGUAGAUAACCAUUUC